This is a messenger RNA of Dalotia coriaria, 4967 nucleotides long. RefSeq lists its product as uncharacterized. The record is from RefSeq and is a predicted model, not a curated record. The coding region runs from base 556 to 4419 and encodes 1287 amino acids. The transcript is spliced from 2 exons. Lineage: Eukaryota; Metazoa; Arthropoda; Insecta; Coleoptera; Staphylinidae.
CCUCAUGCGCGCAGCAAACAAGUGCAAAGUGUACGCCGACAAUUGUUUAAAAGUUUGUGGACAAACAUUCCUAACUUCUGCAGGCAUUACGUCCCCAAACGCCGGAGCCGGAGUGCCGGCGAAUAUAUUGGAACUUCUUAUUCAUUCGAACAACAAGCCGGCGAUAGCCUAUAUUCCGAUCGUUGAUUAACGGACUGUUCAAAGAAAUACCGUAACGGCGUAACCAAAACGACUUGUCGGCGCGGCGAGCCUUCGACUUGACUUUCAGUCCGCAUGUUGCGCCGUGAAAACGUGUAUGGUCGCACGAAGACUUCGACUUGAGCGCAAAACUUAAAAAUAUCAUCAAAAUAUUUCAGUGCGUUUGCAAAAAAUCAUUGUGUUAUUGCGUGAAGAUGGGUUUCGAGGAAACGGAGCCUAGCGUUUAAACUCUGUGACAAAAAGUGUCUUUUAUUUUGUGAACAUUAAAAAAAUAAAUUGACAGAUUAUUAAUUUUUUAAUAAAAAGUUUUGUGAACGUUGUUAUCGGACAAAUCACAAAUUCAAGGAAUUUGUCAACAUGGAGCUGCAGUAUAUUGUUUUGACAAUCAUCAAAAUCCUCAUCUCGGUGCCAACGUUAGUGGUAGUCAUUCAAAUACAAGAAAUUAACGGUGCUGCCUUGAUCGGUGGACACGUGAACAAUGUGAAUGUAGCGCCCAAAUCGAAUAUCACAGAGUUUAAAAUUGAUCUCAGCGAGGAUAACGUUCAGGAAGAACCGAAUGCUGCUGUUAUUACAGUUGAUAAGACUGUCAAUAAUACUGAAGCAGUUCCUGAUCCGGAACCCUUGAUUGUACCAGGAUAUAAUCUACCUGAAAACAUUUUCAAUAAAGGAAAACCGUUUUAUUUGGAGAAGGAUCCAUUGACUGGUAAUAUUGACUUCAAUACCAGAACUAAACUCUACGAGGAAUAUGAUUAUGAUGACGUAGAAUAUGAUAAAUCUUCAAUUGAUCGUAAAGAUGGUCCAUCAACAGGCAGUCAUAAGCCGAGUGACAUUAAUCAACUCACACCUAAUUUCCAUGAUUUCCUUAACUUACCAGUGAAAUAUAAUCCAGAUAAAUAUGUCUAUCCGUUAAUCUCUUCUUCAUACGCUAAUACGAAAGUUCAAGGCAACGUUAAUAAACAUCAGAAUCAUAAGAAUUACGUGGUGACAACUUAUAAACCAACACUGAGUCCGACCUACUUUACAACAAAGUACUACACUCAAGAUAAAGUUAUCAAGUUUACAACACCAAAGAAAACCUAUGAAGACUUACAAUUUACCACCGCUAGCCCAGUUAAGGUGCAGACAACUAGAAAGAUUGAAAAUUUAAUGAAUAGUCCGAUGAAUCACCCAAGUUACAAUAAAGAAUAUUAUAAGAAACCAGCAACGUUAUCUUAUACAACUAAGUUGUCAACAACAACAACGUCGACUAGUACCACUCCAGCUUCGACGAAGAGACCAAUGAGUUUGUUUGAACAAUUAUUUGGUUCGGAUUAUGAAGAUAAUGAUACGACUGAUGCGAUUGUAACCACAACGACACAGGUUUCUAAUACAGAGAUUCCUGUAAAAAGCACUAAACCUUAUUCGGUUACACCAAGUGGACAACACAUUAAACUGUUUCAUAAUUUACCGAAGAAAGCAACAACGCCUGGGUACCAAUCGACGCAUUAUAAUGUAUUAACAGGCUCGCAUAUGUCUGAUAUGAAUAUUAACUAUGAUUAUGAAGAAGAGAAGCCAGCGCAGGUUGCUGAAGUGUCUAAAAAACCUGCGCAAGUUAUUAACAUCACACCGGAACCACUUGAUGUUAAUAAUUCACAAAUGUCUGAAGAUUACGACUAUGAUUAUUUAGACAAAACAACAACAACUUCUACUACUGUAAAACCAACUUCAUCUGUUGUUGUAGAACAGGCGUCUUCUAGUUAUGAAUCAUCUUCUGAAGAUUCAUCUGUUGAUGAAGCUGUAAUCACCACAACCACAGAAGGUACUAAAAUGACUUCACUUCCGCUGGGUGAAAAUCAUAUUCAUCAUGUUCAUACUCCAAACAGACCGAUUAUUGUUACCAGUCAAAAUCUACGCGAGCAAUUAAAUGGGGAGAAAGUUGGUUAUGUUCAUCCUCAAGCGCCAUCUACUAGUUCUAUUCAUAUAGCACCUGAUCAGGACACUGUCAGUUUUGUAAUGGGUAAUCAUCAAAAUGUGGAAGGUGGUGCCAAUGGUGGUAACCCAGGAGGAUAUGUCGGUACUUCUUUGAAGGAAAGUCCGUAUGAAUCUAAUCCCUUCCGGCCUGUGUAUGACCAACAACCUGAAGAGUUGCAGGUUAAGAAUGACUAUAAUAAGCCCUAUUUAAACAAUUUAAAUAACCAGCAACAAACUGUUGGUAGUUCCGUGACUAUUCAACCUAUCAAAAACAGUGAAGCUUCUUUGUCAAUUGGUAGUCAGAUUGUAUUGAAACCAGGUCAUGUUAUGGAUGAAAAGAUUGAGGAUAUUGAGUAUACACAUGGUGCGAAGAUUGUUUUCCCUGAUUCGGAUAAAUCUACUACUUUAACACCAGAUUUAAGUCCGCCUCCACCUCCAAAAGUAUCCUAUGCUAGUCCUCCAUUUAAUGUUCACUUGGUUCAGCAUACAACUAGUGGAUUACCACCAACUGGAUCACAUAAAGAAGUUUUGAAACUGAACUCUAAACCAAUGUUCCAUCAACUACCCUCUGAGUUAACCCCGCCUGAAUCUGUUGUUAAGUUACCACCACGUGUACGACCACCAUGGGAUCCUCGACCGGGACAUUUCCAUGCGGGUAGACCGGAAUAUGCACGACCACCACGACCACAAGAAGUUUACAAACGUGUAGAUUCUUUGCCCAAUAUUCUUCCUCAGUUUAGGCCAAAUAUGCCUAACAAGCCAAUGCAUCAUCAUCCGUAUCUACCACAUGGACAACAUCCACAUUUUGAUAGGACUCAACAUCAACAUCACCAACAACAAUCAGUUAAUCAACAGCAUAAGCAUGUUCAACAGCAACAACAUCAUGGACCACCACAUGGUACCCAAAAUUACGCAAGACAACCAUUACUCGAACGACCUUCAAAUAAUAGACCAAUUGGUUUCUUUGAAAAACUUCACCCACCACCAAUUCCUGGUAACUCUCAAAGCAAAAUUCCUUCAAAAGUAGCAGAAGAUAGAAUUGGACCUAAACCAGGUCAUGGUCACCAACAAACAUCACCACACCAACAACAGCAACAACAACAACAACAACAAGGACCUCAAGGAUUACCACCAAUGCAAGAACACUUUGCGUAUUUACAAGCACCACCAAAAAUUGUUGUGCCCAAUAGACGCAAUGGUGAAGAUCCAGAAACACUGCAAAUGCUUCAAGCUAAACAAGAAAAGAAAUCGGAUAAACCCAUUUUUAAACAAAAAAUUGACAUUAAAGAAAAUGUCAUUAAGGAUAGCACAAACAAAGAUAUCACAGCCCUUAAAACCCAGGGUAGUACAGAUAAACCAUUAUACGUAGUGUAUCCAGUAAAUUCAGCACCUAUCAAACUAGAUGCCAUUGAUAACAAUAAAAAAGAAACAGUGGUGAUUGGUACGCGUGCAGAGCUUCCAUUACCACCAUCAAAAAUUAAACCAAACGUCCAACCAUCUUCAAUAGCCACUGAAGUAGAUUUUAACUACGAAGUAAAGGACAGACAUGAUUCACCUAUACUCAAACCACGUCCUGCAACAUUCCCAUUCAAAUCUGAUUUCCCAUAUCCACUUGAACGACCUGAUCCUUCCAUUCUCCCCAGUGAUAUGGAAAACAAGCUUCCUGAUGAACCCACCCUAAUAUCUUCCAAUCAAUGGAACACGAUUGAAGAUACUGAACCAAGGAUAGUUAACCAUAACACGCCGCAAGCUAACAACAAUCAAAUUUCGGUAACUCUUAAGACCUAUACGGAGAAGCCAAUUGCUGUUGCCUAUACACCAACAGAAAGCAACAAAUUCUCAAUGCCAAACUACGCCAGUUUGGUGAUACCUGAAAUUCGAGAUUCGGAGAUCACCGUCAGUGCUGUAAUGCACCACGGUCAACCAUCGCCACCGGUUGUCCAUCAUCGACCAAUCGUUAAGCCACAAGCUCACAAUGAGGAAGUGAACCAGGCGAACGCACCGCGGCCACAGGCGGAAUUCCAAGCGCCGUUCCAGGCCAGCGCACAUGUCGACCAUUCGCUGUCCCAAGGAUGGGCAGUCGUGCGCGAAAAAGACGAACGCAAAGACGAAAUCACCACGCUACCGGUUCAAACAACGAGCGAGUUUGACAUAGAAAACUUCAAGCCUCAACUUGAAGGUGGCUUCAAGCCCAUUUACUCCUACUCGGAGGAUAGUAAAGAGGCGAAGGAUAGUGAAAAAGACGUUGUUAUUAAUGAAAGGCAAGAAUAACCUAAUUGAACAAAAAAAGACUAAUAUAUAAUUAAUUUACGCAAAGAACGAAAACUAUUUCACUGAGUUUAUGAUUCUUUGAUAUUCUAGCGAAACUAUUACACGAAUGAGCAGAUGAAGAUUGAGGUGUUGGUAAUAUUGGGAAUCUAAGUUCGAAGAAUUGAUCAAAUCUUGAACUUGAACUACCAGUUUAUUUAUUCAUUUUUUCGGACUUACUAUAUUUAUUUAUUUAUUUGUUUUUAAUGUGUCUUUUCUGUACUUUCGUACUUUUAAAUUGGUAUUAUAAUUGUAACUUAUUUGUUAUUUUUAUCGACUGUAUAAAUGCAUACUUCUCAAUGUAUUAUUUUUAAUUUUAAUCAUAUGUACGAGAAGUACAUGGUAGGAUACAAAGUGGUACAUAUAAUUGAGCAUGUAAAGUGUACUAAACUGCUGAAAUUGAUAAGUUUAUAUGCGACACGUUAAAGUAAUUAGAUUAAUAAUUAAUGUAAAAAUGUUAAAAGCCGUGUUUUAUAUUUUAAAUAUUAAUAUUAAAUAUACAAACCACUAAA